AUGUAUCCGAGAAACAACAAAUGUCGGUUGAAUGAGGAAAUCGUCCUUGGAAACGCUGAAAAUGUCGAUAAGCGAUCAUGUAUAGCCUCGCCAGACACAACCGCUAUUUACUACGGCGCGAGCAAGGUUGCUACUGCUCAAGCUAUAUUUCAUGGCUCAGGUAUACAGCACUCCGGCCAAGGGGAUUUCGUCGUCCAGGGUAACAUUAACGUUACGUCAAAUCCAUUACCGAAGGAUAAAGAGGCCGAGAAAGAGCGUAAGGAGGAAGAGCGCAUAACGGCAGAAUGUAAGAAGGUACUAUUUGUGAUUGAUCCUACUGAAGACCGAGACAUGUUAAAACGCAAGAAAGGAAGCCGUGCAACCGGAACUUGCGAAUGGAUCUUCAAUACAACUGAACUCACUAGUUGGCUUCGACCAGAUGAGGGCAAUCCGGGGUCUCGACCACAAAGUGUCCUAUGGCUCCAUGGGAAUCCCGGGAUGGGAAAGUCAACCAUGGCGAUAUAUUUCACUGAGGAACUGUCGAAGCAGUUCGAGCCAGAUAAACCAGGGGAAACGGUUGACAAGAGGACACUGGCCUACUUCUUCUGUGACACUAACUUCGAGAAGCGAAAGACAGCGACUUCAAUCGUAAAGGGUCUUCUCUAUCAACUGGUUCAGGUACAUGACAACCUUCUCUCGAGGUAUAUCUUACCGAAAUAUAAAGAGCGAAAAGAUCAAAUGUUUACGUCAAUUGAUGCUCUAUGGGCGCUUUUUAUUGCUGCAGCGGCAGACCAGGACACUGGUCGGAAAUAUUGCAUUAUUGAUGCACUGGAUGAAUGCGACAGCGACUCUCAAGAGGUCUUGUUAUAUCAUCUACAGGAGACAUUUCAUUAUCAAGAUAAAGCCCCGUCAAAUGUUCGUUUCUUGAUUACAAGCCGACCAUAUCCGGAAAUCCGGGAAUGCCUUCAAGUUUUCACAAACAAAGACCUGGCCACCUUUUACCAAAUGAGACAAGACAUAGACCGUUGCAUAUAUGAACGAGUCAACGACCUCUCCAAGAAAAAACAGUACACAGAUAAAGUCAAGAGAGAAAUUAGCAUUAUACUCAGGGAAAAGGCCGAAGGAACCUUUUUGUGGAUUGUAUUGGCAUGUGAGGAACUAAAGAGAAAGCCUUCCAAGGAUGCUAUCCAUUUCUUGCAGACCAUGCCAAAAGGUCUCACCUCUUUAUACGAGAAGCUACUCCAGACGGCGGUCGAGGACGAAUACAGCGACAAUACUGUUCGACGCAUUCUGGGCUUCAUUACCGUAUCGUUCGAAGCGUUGAGCGUACUGGAGCUUGCUGAUGCUUGCCAACUCCACCAAGAUGAACCAGAUGUGCAGACUCGAAUACAGUACACUCGGGAUCAAAUUGCAUCCUGCCGCCUCUUGGUGAUAAUCCAGGACGAAAAGGUGCAAUUACUGCAUCAAUCCGUGAGGGAUUUUUUAGUUGGACCUGGCUCCAAUUCUUUCGUUGAUAGACUCAAUGCGCACGUCAGCGCAGCCUCUCGUUGUAUCAAUUUUUUGGUCGAGGCAACUCGUGGCAGUUUCUUCCGUUACGCAUCGGCAUAUUGGCCACAGCAUGCACGUGAGGCACAGGAGAGGUUCGAAAUAUGCAGAUCACAAAUACAAUUCUUUGAGGCAAACUCGCCAUCAAUGAAGUCCUGGCUAGUACAUCAUCCGGGAACGUCGGGGUUCUCACUGUUGCAUGUUGCUGCGCGGUGGGAACUUCCAACACUGAUGGAAUAUGCUUUAGGUCUGCGAAACGUUUAUCUCAUGAAUGGAGAGUCGAUAUUCAUUGGCAAACUGGACGUGAAUCGUCUCGAUUUGCAACACAGAUUGCCGCUGGCUCUGGCUCUUGAGUGGGGAGCAGGGAGCGGUGGCAUUGAGAUUGUGGACAUGUUGCUACAGGCUGGCGUAAUUGUGCGCAAAGAGGACGUAAAAAAGGCAAUCCAACGUUAUCACAAGCAUCCUGAAGUGGUGUUAUUACUGCUUGAGCGUUUAGAAGACCGAAAGGCAUUUACACAGAGCAUCAUGAUGGAUCUAGUACAUCAAGUGCGUAUUCAAUUGCUAUCGGCAAUUCUAAGCAAGUAUGGACAUCAAGUCUUGAUCACAGGGGAUAUAAUAAUCGCUGCGAUAAGAAAUGAACGACAGGGCAAAAGUAUCAUGGAAUUGUUUCUGCGACACCAAAGCAACCAGGCUAUUAUCACCAAAGGCGUGAUAUUUGAGGCAGUGAUGAAUCAUCACCGAUCUAAGGACAUUAUUUACUUAAUUUCCCAAAAGACGAGAAACCCAGUCGCCAUUAUGGAAGACGCGAUGGUCACUGCGGCAAUGUACUUUUCCGUGAUCAGGGAGCUCAUUGAAUUUCUUAUCCAGGGUGGAGGCAGUGUUACAAUUACCAAAAAGAUACUGGAGACAGUGUUAUAUGAUGGAUUUUUGGGAUAUAAGCAUCAGGCUGCAUUUGUUGGAUUAGUCUUUCAAAACCAAGGCACGCUUGAUUUCACUAGCGAAGCAUUUGCUGCUAUUAUUGAGUUUAGGCAAUCUCAUAUUAGCGAGAGCACAGUGGUCGAGGAUGAUGAGAGGAAUUCCGAAGAAGCCAGUGAAAUUGACAAUCUGUUACUUGAAGACUCGUAA
Molecule: messenger RNA, 2649 nt
Organism: Trichoderma aggressivum f. europaeum
Lineage: Eukaryota; Fungi; Ascomycota; Sordariomycetes; Hypocreales; Hypocreaceae
Exons: 2
Coding region: 1-2649 (882 amino acids)
Source: RefSeq, a predicted model, not a curated record